Rhizophagus irregularis DAOM 181602=DAOM 197198 is the source of this 1005-nucleotide messenger RNA. Lineage: Eukaryota; Fungi; Glomeromycota; Glomeromycetes; Glomerales; Glomeraceae. The record is from RefSeq and is a predicted model, not a curated record.
AUGGCCCCACAAAUGUAUGCGCAUUGGACUGGUAAAUUUUUCAAUAAUCUCCCAAUGUCUAAUGAUUAUGAAUUAUCAAAAUCACAAUGGGAAAUUAUUGGCGCACAAAUGGAAAAAAUCAAAAAAGAUAUGCCUAAUGAAAUAGGACGCCCUCCACGAGAUAUACUUAAAUAUCAUAAUGGUUAUAAAGCAGUAGAGUGGAGAAACUGGAUUAUUUUAUUUUCAUUACCAUUAUUAAGGAAAUAUUUAAAUAAAAGGCAUCUUCAAGGAUGGUCAAAUAUUGUAAAAGCUGUAAAGCUUUGUUUAGAGCCUGUAAUAUCAGAAGAUCAAGUAGAUGAUGUUCAACAAUUACUUAAAAAAUUCUUGGAUUAUUAUGAGAGAUUUGUUGUUUAUUUUAGAGAAUAUUAUCAGCAUAAUAGUCAACGUUUAACAGCAUGUCAGAUAAGUUUUCACUAUCUUUUACAUGUGGCAAACUGUAUUAAAUAUUGUGGUCCUAGUUGGACACACUGGCAAUUUCCAAUGGAGAAAAUUUGUGAAAAACUACCAAAACAAUGGAAUAGUAAACAGAACAUUAAUAAUUAUGGCAUGAAAUAUGGAAGACUAAGGACAUCAGAUGGGCAUUAUAUUAGCAGUCAUUGGAUAAAAAGAAAGAAUAAGAUCGCAAGAAAUAAUUAUUGUAUUCAGAUAAGACGUACAAUAGAUAAAGUUUCUCAUAGACCAAAUGCACUUCCUCAACUCAUAAUUGUAGAUAUUUAUGGGAUAGUAGAUUAUUUUUUUGUACAUAAAUUUAAUGAUAAAAUUCACAUGCUCGCUUAUGUACAAUUAACAUCAAAAAUAAUAGAUGAUGAAUAUGAAUGUAAAUAUUUUACUCAAUUUAAAUCAAAAGAAUUUAUUGAUGUAAGGUGUGUAGACCAUUGCGUAGGAUUUGCAAAAAUAGAUAACAAGUAUUUUACAAUUGAUAAAGAAAAUGCAUUUGAUGAUGCUAAUUGGGAAAAUCUUGAAUAA